This is a messenger RNA of Microcebus murinus (gray mouse lemur), 5773 nucleotides long. RefSeq names its product Putative F-box/LRR-repeat protein 21 (gene FBXL21). Lineage: Eukaryota; Metazoa; Chordata; Mammalia; Primates; Cheirogaleidae. Gene Ontology annotation, molecular function: protein binding. The record is from RefSeq and is a predicted model, not a curated record. Gene Ontology annotation, biological process: positive regulation of protein ubiquitination.
GAGCGCGGCGGUCUGCGUCGCGGGCAGCCCCGGGGCGUCGGUUCUUACCGUGUUGGGUUUUCUGCAGCGCGGAGCCCCCGACCUGGGUUAGCUGGAUUCCGUCAUCGGGUCGCCUGUGGAGGGUGAGGACAGGGAGGCAGGCUUGGAUGCAUCUUGGCCUCCUCUCCCAAGCCUGCAUUUGUUGUUGAAGAUGAGCACUGAGGAUAGUUUGGGGACAACGUGGGGCGGGAAACUACUGGCCCGGGUGCCCCCACUCAGGGACUUUAACAGGUUGCCCGAUUAUGGCGCGCACCUUGCUCUUGAAAGGUAUUUUCAAUUCCACAGGUGUUUUCAAAACUUCAGUUCAUAGGGCUUACUUAAACAUGAGCAGAGCUAUCCUAAAAGUAAAAGUUUUCUUUUUAUGUAAAUACAUCUUAAUACCACAGAGGGACUUGAGAGAGUUUAGAAAAUUGCUAAACCAGUGAUACAAUGUGAGGCUACCAAAAAGGUGGCAACCACUGCUUUAGAAAAGAUUUGUUUGACAUACGUAUCUUUUGUCUCGUUGAAAUCUGGAUAUUUUUAGUUUAUUUUUGUGUGUGCGUGUCCUGCACUUUGGCUGUACUAUAACCUCCCAUUUAUUAAGAAGCCAAAUCAUUUUUUAUUUGAUUUUGAUAUUUGUAAAGAACUCUAGGUUUUAAAUUUAGAACUUCGAGUCACGUGGGCUGCAAAGCACAUAAACCUUUUGGACAGUCUCCCCGACAAAUUAUGUUUUGUCCUCUGCUUGGAUUUUAUUUAGUGGAAAGCACAACCGAUUCUUUUGUGUGUUUUGAAGCCGUGUUUUGGAGCAGAUCUCCAGCCCACCUGUCAGGCUGUGCCUGCUUCCUCUGCCACUGCACCAAGGACUAGGAUUCCAGACCCCUGGCAGGGCCACCGCCUGGAGCAGCAACCUGAUUUCUCAGUGUGCAGCUUUAGAAAGCAGAUUCAGAAAAAGAACAUUUGAUCAUUAUUUCUGUUCAUUCAUCUGGCUGCUUGUAACAAGUUUGGCCUUUUCAGAGUCUUGCAUCUUUAUUCUGUUAUCUGUGUAUUUACAUAUUAUUUCUAUCGCCGUGACAAUUGAAAACUUGAAACUUUUAAAAGUAAAUUCUGUGUAUUCAUUUAACCAGUGUGGAAGAACAUGGUGAUGAUGGGGAAGAUAGUUGCUUCCAUUUCUGUUACUGAGUUGGCUUUGGAUGUUCAAUCAGUCUUUCAUCCAAUGUCUUUGAUAAUCUUGCCCUCAAGAAUCCUGUAGGCAAUUUCUUAGAUACUUUCAGAGAAUCCCAUUCACAUGAUCUACCAAACUAGGAAACGUAUCACAAAAGGAAUUUGGAUUAAGGUGGUUAGUGAAGCCACCAAGUGACCUUUGAGUUAUCAUCAAUUAUUUGCUAAAUGCAAAUAAACCUGUUUCAUACUCGAAUUGUGCUGAAGAUCAGUGGCCACCUUGCUCAUUUCUCCCUUUUUGGAAGUGUGGCUUAUCACUUGAUGGUGUCCUGUAUUCUGGUUCUGUCCUCCACUGGUCCUCAAAAUUCCAUAUAAUGACUCUGAGACAGCAAUCAAGUUCCUUCAGCAGCCAGGGAAGUAAUUCCUCUGAUCCUGAAGACUUCCAUGAGAUGAUUGAGACAGGUUACUUGUGUACCACCUUCUUAUCAGCCUUAGGUAGCAAGUCCCUACUUAAUACCCUGACCAGAUUAUGUCAUUGUCCUCUCGCAUAAAGAAUGGCCUAUAGACACAGAAAUUAGCCAUAUGUAUUACUCAGUAGAAAAGUGUCUGCGGUAGAUAGAAUUGUGUGUCAUCUGAUUCAGGGAAUGCAAGCCACGUGGUUUGUCUUUCUCUUGUUUGGUGUUGCUCUGAGAGUGUGCCCCAGAGAUCCUUUUAUCCUAUUCCUGGAGUGUAGAGAGGGCAGAGCCAAUUUGGCAUUAUCUGGAAAGCAGUGGUUUGGUAUCAGUGGAACAACAGGUGGCAGUGGAGAGACCAAAUGAUGGCUAUUGAGCCCAGAUACCUUUCCCCGGUAUGUCCUCCCCUGUUUUACUUUAGGGGUGGGAUUCAAAGAUAAAUUGAGAACUGGCAGGUGCUAGACAGUAGAGAUUUCAGAGAAGUUUUUAGCAUAUUAAUAGGUUGCUUCAUUUACCUCCUCUUUGCAGUUGAGUUUGGCCCACCAAAGUAGUAGAAGGUAUUUCCUUAUUUAUUUUUGUUUUACAACAUGUAUUCAUGAUGCCAAGCUCAUGAGUUUUGUUCUGGUAUAGACCUGUUAUUAUUUUCUUCUGUGUCUGUAGAUUUUGCUCCUAACUUUGCCUGAAAUUUGUCAAACCUCAGAGAGAGUAUGAAUGAAUCAAUGCCAAUUCUAACAAUAUAAAUGAAAAAAUUUUAAACUUCAGAAGCAUAUGUUCUAUUCACAGCAGACUAGUUAAAUCAUAUUCACAUAGAAAUGAUAAAACAAUAAAAGUUAUAGGUCUGCCUAUUAUUAAUAUAACUAUAAUGAUGUUAUGUGCUGCUAAAAACUGAAACUCAAAGGUUUACACAGCCUAAAAACAAAUAAAUGUAGUCAUGAACCACCUUAAAUUUUUUGUAGUAUCUCUCUAUACUCGUUAAUUAAAAUGAACUGUCAGAGUCCUUUGACUAUUUGAUCCACAGCCUUGGUAGAGCUUCACGUGUUAUUUCUGGCAAGUGUUGAAAUAUUUCCACUAACCAGGCUAAUUUUUUUAUGGACAAAAAAUAGUUUUGAAAUCAAUAAUUUCCUAACAAAAUCCUUCAGUGUAUAUAGUGUUAUAUAAAUAUCCUAAGCAUAAAAAGCAUUGGAUGUUAACCUUAACAUUUGUACCCCCAUGUAUGCUGUAAAAAAUUUUUUAAAAAGCAUUGGGUAUUUAUUUAUAUAUUCUGAUGAAUGUGUUUUUGUGGUAUUUUGCCAAGAUAGGAGGUGAAAUCAAAUGGGUGUUGGUGAGUAGCCCGCGGCAGCAGUCUCUUCAUUUCAUUGGCUCAGAGUGACCUAUAACUUGGAAGCCUUCCUUAGGUAAGACAAGGCUUGAAAAAGAAAUGAUCAGUUUUUAAACGGUCACAUAUAUUUAGGCUAGACUGUUUAUAUCAACAUGUUUCAACUAAUGAAGAUCAAUUUGUCUUACAUUCUAAGAUAUAUAUGAUGAUGCACAUAGCCAUAAAAUUAUUUUAUAUGAAGCUUCUGAUUUGCAAAUGAGUUUUAUGCUGUAAAAAUUAAUGUACACUAGGAAAAAGAAACUUAAAAUGUUAUUUUUAGUAAAUUAUUAGUAUUGAUAUAAUAUCCUUUAUGGUGAUUCUGCUAUCAGUGAAUUGGCUAUUCAAUAAGUUUACUAAAUAAUUUAAAUCAAUCCAUGUUAUAUACAAUGGAAUUUAGUAUACAGCACAAUUCCUUUGUUUAGAAAUGUAAGGCAGUUCUCUGACUCAGGAUUUGGGUGAAAUCUUUGUUUUAUGUUUGGCUUCCCUGCUUUUAAAGUGAAGGAUUCUAUUAGGGCUAAUUUGUUUUGUAGUAACUCAGUGUAAUUUUAACGAUCCAUUUUGUAGGUUACCAAAUGAAACGAUUAGAAGCAAAAUGUCCAUGAAUGUGCUUCCCAUUUGAGUUAAGAAUCCAGCAUCUAUUCCUUACCAUUAUAGUGAAUUAGCAUUAAAGAGUAGAUCAGCCCUUUUACAAUAGCCUAUCUUUGAAUUAUUGGUGAUCAGUAGUUUCAUGUAUUCUACAUUUUAUUGAUUGACAAGUUCUAAGUUAAACAUGUUUUAGUCAAACUAAAAUAAUCUUCAGUAGCUCUUUUGCCUGAUGCGUGAGUUACAACUUUGCAACUGUUUUUCCUUUCCAUUCCAGUUUUCCAAACCCUAAAGAUGACUUUUAAUUUUGUUCAGUUACUUUAUAGGUCAUUCCUGCUUCUGGGAUCCAACUCUAUGUUGUGGUUAAGAAAUGUUUCACAUCAGACAGAGUGAAUUACAAAACAGAGACAUUUACAUGUUAAAUAAGUAUUUCAUUAGAUUUGAAGAAUGAAGAGGAAGAAUUUCUCUGUGGUGAAUAAAAUUGUUCAGUCUUCGCCCACAGCAAAACAGCCAAAACUGGGGUUCUACUCUUCUCUCAACCAGACUCACAUGCACGCUGGUCUAGACUGGGAGAGUUUGCCUCACCAUGUGCUGUUACAGGUUUUUCAGUAUCUUCCUUUGAUAGAUCGGGCCCGUGCAUCUUCUGUGUGCAGGAGAUGGAAUGAAGUAUUUCACAUCCCCGACCUUUGGAGAAAGUUUGAAUUUGAGCUGAACCAGUCAGCUACUUCCUAUUUUAAGUCCACUCAUCCUGAUCUCAUUCAGCAGAUUAUUAAAAAGCAUGCUGCCCAUCUCCAGUAUGUCAGCUUUAAGGUUGAUAGUAGCACAGAGUCAGCAGAAGCUGCCUGUGAUAUACUUUCUCAGCUGGUAAAUUGUUCUAUCCAGACCUUGGGCUUGAUUUCCACAGCCAAGCCAAGUUUCAUGAACAUGUCAAAGUCUCAUUUUGUGUCAGCACUUACAGUUGUUUUUGUCAACUCAAAAUCAUUAUCCUCAAUCAAAAUUGAAGACACGCCAGUGGAUGACCCUUCAUUGAAGAUUCUUGUGGCCAAUAAUAGUGACACGCUAAAGCUCCUAAAAAUGAGCAGCUGUCCUCAUGUUUCAUCUGAUGGAAUACUUUGUGUAGCUGAUCACUGUCAAGGCCUCAGAGAGCUGGCGCUGAAUUACUAUAUUCUGAGUGACGAGCUGCUCCUGGCACUUUCAAGUGAGACUCACGUUAACCUCGAACACCUUCGGAUUGAUGUCGUGAGUGAAAACCCCGGACAGAUUGAAUUCCAUGCCAUUCACAAACACAGCUGGGAUGCGCUCAUUAAACACUCGCCUAGAGUGAACGUUGUCAUGUACUUCUUCUUAUAUGAAGAGGAAUUCGAAACGUUCUUCAGAGAAGAAACCCCUGUUACUCAUCUUUAUUUUAGUCGUUCCGUAAGCAAAGCCGUGCUAGGGCGGAUAGGUCUGAACUGUCCACGGUUAAUCGAGCUGGUGGUCUGUGCCGGUGGCCUGCAGCGGCUGGACGAUGAACUUGUCUGCAUUGCUGAACGCUGCAAGAACUUAGCGGCCUUGGGCCUGAGCGAGUGUGAAGUCAGCUGCGGCGCGUUCCUUGAGAUUGUGAGACUGUGUGGGAAAAGGCUGACCCAGCUCUCCGUAAUGGAGGAAGUUUUGAUCCCUGAUGAAGAUUAUAGCCUCGAUGAAGUCCACACGGAAGUCUCCAAAUACCUGGGGAGAGUAUGGUUUCCUGAUGUGAUGCCUAUCUGGUAAUCGGCUACCAAAGAUUCUGAACUUUUCUUUUUAUAGUAUUAGUAAACUUAGCUGCUAUCUGCCUAUGCAAAUUUAAAUUUUCAAGAUGCAUUGCUGAAAUAUCUUAAGUCAAAUAUUUUUUCAUUUUACCAUUUACUGUCUUUUAAUGGAUUGCUGCUGCAGAAACAUUUGAAAAAAAUACAGGAAAUGUGAAAAGCCGUGGAAAUCUCUAAAAACAGGGCCCAGGCACUGUGUGUGGACGAAAUGGUUGAGAUGCCAAAAACUGCAGAUGGUUUCUAAGCAGAUUCCUCAGCCUUCCUCGAAGGCGUACUUUAGCUUGCAAAAUAAAUGUGUAGUACUGAACUGGGAUCCCUUAAGUUUUAUCAUUUACCGUGUUAGAUUGUUUUCAUUGCUUCUGUUUUAUCUUGAUAUCAAUAUAUUUUAUAACAUACGUAGUAUUAAAAACUAAGUGUAAAAUCAA